Molecule: messenger RNA, 669 nt
Organism: Rodentolepis nana
Lineage: Eukaryota; Metazoa; Platyhelminthes; Cestoda; Cyclophyllidea; Hymenolepididae
Source: the annotation of a GenBank genome assembly
AUGAUUCUCCAAUUGAAAGCCUUUGAAUUGUUCCUCAAAAGGAUCCAUGGCGAUCGAAGUCGCUUUCGCCUCAUCUUAAUUGGAGGUUGCCGUGACAGCUCGGAUUACCUUCGAGUGGAUCGUCUACGGGAGGCUGCGAAACGUGUGGGUCUGUCAGAUCAACAAGUCAUUUUCGAGGUUAAUGCGUCUUCGGAGACUGUAAAGAAAUACCUCUCUGAGGCCACUAUUAAUCUGCAUACUAUGAUUGAUGAGCACUUUGGAAUUGGUAUCGUAGAAGGGAUGGCAGCGGGCUUAGUGACUGUUGCAAACAAAUCCGGUGGACCAUUGAUGGAUAUAAUUGGUCCAGCAUUGGCAGAGCCUCGUGUCGAUCCUUCGACUGUUAAACCCACUCCUGUGGGUUACUUGGCUUCAAGCGAAGCUGAAUAUGCGGAUAUCUUUCAUUAUGUCCUUGUAAAUGCUACUUCCUGUCAAUUGGAUCCUUUGAGAUUUGCUGCAAAAAAGCGUGCUCAGUCCCUGUUCUCAGAAGCAGCAUUUUUUGAGGGGACAAAUUGCACUGCCUACUUGAGCAAGUACCACAAGGGACGAGACAGACGAAAGAGGAAUUCCCUAAAAGGUGAAGAGCCAACUCAAAUUAAACCGCCUCAACUGGAUAUACAGCGUCAUUAUUAG